Tripterygium wilfordii is the source of this 2083-nucleotide messenger RNA. Its product is annotated as galacturonosyltransferase 8-like. Lineage: Eukaryota; Viridiplantae; Streptophyta; Magnoliopsida; Celastrales; Celastraceae. The transcript has 3 exons. Bases 89 to 1762 code for a protein of 557 amino acids. Gene Ontology annotation, molecular function: polygalacturonate 4-alpha-galacturonosyltransferase activity. The record is from RefSeq and is a predicted model, not a curated record.
GACCCAAGAAAACAACUGCAAACGCGCAGUGGGAUUUCCUCACCUGUUUUAUCACUCUGAAAUCAAAUCACCAAUCACGCCAAAUCAAAUGGCGAAUCCGCAUCGACCUUCACGCGGCGGCGGCUUCGUCGUCACUUUCCGGCUAUUGCUCUCCGGCAUUACGGUUGCGGCGCUCCUCUUCUUCGGUCUCUCUUUUCUCUUUACUUCACAUUCUCACUCCUUCGACAUCCACCACUAUGGUUUCAGUCCGGUUUCGUAUGCAUCCGGAUCCUCGAGGAGAUCCGUGCUUGCGGUUCAAUCGGAUCCACUCAAGCCUCGGGUGGAUCAGAUACGAAAGCAAGCCGAGGAUCACCGGUCCCUGGCACUCGCUUAUGCCUCCUACGCACGGAAGCUCAAGCUCGAGAACUCCAAACUCGUAAGAAGCUUCGCUGAUCUCUCGCGGAACUACACGGAUCUCCUCAGUAAACCCUCCUAUCGAGCUCUAUCAGAGUCGGAUUCGCUUUCCAUAGAUGAAUCAGUGCUACGGCAAUUUGAGAAGGAGGUGAAGGAGCGGAUCAAAGCCACUAGACAAGCGAUCUCAGAGGCAAAAGAGAGUUUUGAUAAUCAGCUCAAGAUUCAGAAGCUGAAGGACACAAUUUUUGCUGUGAAUGAGCAGUUAACCAAAGCAAAGAAGCAAGGGGCUUUUUCGAGUAUGAUUGCUGCAAAAUCAAUUCCAAAGAGCGUGCAUUGUCUUGCAAUGAGGUUGAUGGAAGAGCGAAUAGCCCAUCCGAAGAAGUACAAUGAUGCAGGGAAGCCAACACCGCCAGAAUUUGAGGAUCCUAAUCUAUACCACUAUGCAAUAUUCUCAGAUAAUGUACUUGCUGCGUCGGUGGUGGUGAAUUCAGCUGUGGCAAAUGCAAAGGAGCCCUGGAAGCAUGUUUUUCAUCUAGUGACAGAUAAAAUGAAUCUUGGUGCUAUGCAAGUUAUGUUCAAAUUGAAGGACUACAAGGGGUCACACAUUGAAGUAAAAGCAGUUGAUGAUUUCACGUUCUUGACUGAGGAAUAUGUGCCUGUUCUUAGACAGUUAAGAGAUGCUAAGUUACAAGAAUUUUACUUUAAGAAUAGGAUGGAGAAUGCAACUAAGGACGCAACGAAUUUAAAGUUCAGGAAUCCAAAAUAUUUGUCUAUUCUUAACCAUUUGAGGUUUUAUUUGCCCGAGAUGUAUCCCAAGUUAAACAGGAUUUUGUUUUUGGAUGAUGAUAUAGUUGUUCAAAAGGACUUGACUGGGUUAUGGAAGAUUGAUAUGGAUGGGAAGGUGAAUGGGGCUGUUGAGACUUGUUUUGGGUCGUUCCACAGAUAUUCACAAUACAUGAAUUUCUCACACCCAUUAAUUAAGCAGAAGUUUAAUCCCAAGGCAUGUGCUUGGGCUUAUGGGAUGAACUUCUUUGAUUUGGAUGCUUGGAGGAGGGAGAACUGCACAGAGGACUAUCAUUUCUGGCAGCAUCAGAACGUGAACAGGACCUUGUGGAAAUUAGGGACAUUGCCCCCUGGUUUAAUUACAUUUUACUCCACUACGAAGCCACUAGACAAGUCAUGGCAUGUUCUAGGACUCGGCUAUAAUCCAAGCAUAAGCAUGGAAGAGAUCAGAAAUGCUGCGGUGGUUCACUUUAAUGGGAAUAUGAAGCCAUGGCUAGACAUUGCCAUGAAUCAAUUCAAGCCACUUUGGUCAAAGUAUGUGGACACAGAAUUGGAAUUUGUCCAGGCCUGCAACUUUGGUCUCUAAAUAGAUACGUCAUAAUUAAAGCUUCUUCAGGGCAUAUAUAUGCCAAUGGUAGUCCUCUAAUUUCAUGAUGUCGGCCGCCACUACUUGUGCUUUUCUUAUCAAUUGCUCUUAUUCAGCGUAGAAGAAGGUUAGCAUCUGUUAUAUUAAUUUAAGACUACUACAUAUUUCCAUAUUUGUAUAAUCUCUCUUUUUAAGUGAUUUUAUUCGGAAGACAUGGCACUCAAAGAUGUGCUGGAUAUUUAUAGCAGUUAGACCGUUCAUAAUAUAUGUCAUCAACCCUGUUCUCGUAAGCAUCCCCGCUCAUGAGGUCAAUUGCCUGUU